Bursaphelenchus okinawaensis is the source of this 5843-nucleotide messenger RNA. NCBI's taxonomy places the organism in Eukaryota, Metazoa, Nematoda, Chromadorea, Rhabditida, Aphelenchoididae. The record is from the annotation of a GenBank genome assembly.
AUGGCUCUUUCUUUGGAGCACCAGACGGCUGUUCUGGAGUCGUUUCUGGAAGAAGCAGUAUCAGUUUUAGCUGAAGUAUUCCGUUUGAAGUCGAUAUUACCGUCAGAUAUUGAGGAUGAGUCAAGCAAUUAUCGCUCUGUGUUUAUGGACUUUUCCUACUUUGCUAACCCAGCUGAAUUUGACCAAAAGAUCGAGGAUAACUCAACAUUAAAGGCCUUGGAUGAAGAGUUUGGCGAACAAUUCAAGGAUUACAUUAAUCACUUUUCUCAGUUUAUGAGUCGACUUUGCAGUUUGAUAUUUGAAUUCUCAGAGUAGGCUUACUUACUAAGUGAUGAUAUACUUGUUAUUCAUGAGUUAUACUUAUGUUUUAGGUACACUCAAAAGUAUUCGGUGGUAGAAAACUUUUUUGAUCUCACGUGGGGAAACGUGCAUACCUUGAGGUCGGAAAUACUGUAUCAUAUUGGAGUGACUUUGGUGUUUUUGGACCAAAAGUUUUCGCAUUCUACACGUGAGACAUUGUUUGUAGCUAGCCAAAGGUUUGGGUACGGUAUUAAAGCUUUUAUUAGAAGGAAAAAGUUUUUGAUUUUCAUUUAUUUUACAUUGUUAACAUUGAAGUAAAAGGUAAUGUUAUAGAGAGAAGUUUACCUCGAUAUACUUUGACACCUCGAUUUCUUUACUACGGGAACGGAAAGAUUCAUUUGAACAUUGUUUUGUGUACAUUGGUAUUGACAAGAAGUUUGUAGACAAUGUUAUCCAUUACACAAGGACCUACAAUCUUGUACAGGUAUACACUUUGUAGUUUUAUACUGUUCCAAACUUAUAGAUGUUAUCUUUGGAAAUUAAGGAUUUUUAUAGUAAAGUACGUGGUAAAAGUUAAACUGUUAAACAUAAAAAUAGGGUUUGUCAUCAUUUUUCACUGUUUUUAAAACUUGUAGAGUGACCCAACCUUCGCUGUCAAGAAGAAUGCCUUAAUAUACAUUUGUCUCUGGUUUUUGCCAAAUGCCCUGAGGGAGGAUCUACCUCUAAUGCGACAACUGGUCGACUACUUUUUUUCAGAAGAGUGGAUCGUGUCGUUACACUUCGAAUUGACAGCAAAUCUGUUUGAAAAGUGGAAGAAUUGUAAAGCAGCGAUUACAGCACUAAAUGGAGUGUUAACUAACGAUGACAUUACAGUAAAUUUACAGAAGAAGAUGGAGAUGAUCAAGAGCAACAAGCUUCCAUCUGGAUUACUACAGUUAAAUGAAUUUGACAGUUACAAAAAGGUCAUCUUGAGUUACAAUCAUGCCAUCAAAUGGAUUAUUCUGCACUCUAAAGGUAUGAAUAUGUCAUGGUAUGGUAGGAGAGUAGUAGAAAUAAGCCGUACUAUAUUAGAAUAACUAUACCUAUAUAAAUUUUGUAAUAGAGUAGAAGUAGGCGUAAUAAAUAUUGUAGUGACUGAUUUGUUUAGAUGAACGAUGUAAGAAACACAAUGUCACUUUUGAUGUCUUCAACCACUUGAUGAAGCUAGUACGAUUUGAGUACAAAUUUAAAACGGUAGGUCCUUGAUUCUUGCUUCUCAUUUAUGUCAUCAAAUUACAUUAUAAUUGACUUAAAUUUAUGACAAAUGACAUUUAAAUCUAAAUUUUUUGUGAAUGGAGAAACUAAUUCAAUCGUUUCAGUCAGCAUCGUAUAUAGUCAAGAACAAAAAGCAACAGUUCGAGUCCAACAGAAAUCGUAUCUUGGCUACCUUGGAGCAGAUAGUAAUGAUAGUAGAAAGUGCUCGAGAUCAUCAGAAGCACAAGAUCAAGAGCUGGCUACAGAAGAUUCAGAGCAAGUUGUCAGAUCUGGAGGUGGAUAGCAAGAAAGCCCUGAAUGUCAUCGAAAUGCUGCGACUUAAGAUUGAAGAGGUACCAUUUCUCUCUAAUAUAAUAUUAAAGUACAUAGACAGUUAAGUUUAUUGUUACUAUAUAAAACACAUAAUACUGUACCUAAAAACACUACAGUAUUCUGUGUUUUUUUUUGGGAUUCAACUUUUGAAAGCUACCUUUUAGAUAUCCGAAAUGACGUCCGAAAACCAAAAAGUGAUCGGCCAGUACCUGACUACAGUACUUGGUCAGCUAGACUCCUUAACUACAGUAUACCAACUGGACAACAGCUCUUUAGGGCACCUGGACACCCUAUGUAACUCUGAUUACCUAUGGAAGUGUAUGAGAAUGUGGACAGAGAAGUUAGAAGACCUGCUACGAGCAGAUCCAGUCAUGGUCAAGUACCUGUUCUUCAAACUCAUGUCGUCGAUCAAUGUCAGAUUACACGGUGUUAAGGAUGAGAAAAAGGAAAUGGUAUCUACGUUUUAUCAUAAGAUUCUGGAAUCUUACCUGAAGGUUGUUGUACAGGUAAGUAGUACAAUAUAUUGUCUUGAUGAUCUUUUUUGUGUUACAUUGUUUAUGGUUACAUUAUUUUUGGUAUGAACACGAUAUUUUAAUUUUACAGGGUUGAAUACCCUUUACUUUUAGCGUUUUAACAUUUAAAACCAUUUUAGGCCAUCCCGAGAAGUGUUUUCAUUGAAUUGGAUGAGCUUCAGGCACUGUUAAGUGACGAUGAAGCCUGUUUUAUCGAAAAGGCUAAUAUCAAAGCCGUAUUCCAAACAGAACAGCGCAGAAAGUUGGCUGAGAAAACGUGCAAGAUCAGCAAGUUGUCACUGGGUAAGACAAUUACUAAUUAUUUUUAUUAUUUGAUCAUAUUUUUGUUCCAGAAGGACCUAUAACAACAUAUUUUUCAAUAGUAUAAUCACGGUAAUCUUGUGACUAUAACUUUUUUUACCGUCUCAAUUUAACGAUGUGCUUCAGUAGUUUUAAACAUACAAACCUUCAGGUAUCUCGAACAUGUGUCUGAACAAACUGGGACCGGUCAAAAUAAAGCCAGAAGACAUGUUAUACGAUGGAUUGAGGAAAGAGUUGAGACAGAAGUUACAGUCGAUGAUGAAGGCCGUAGUACCCAGCAGUAGCUUCUUCACGGUGAUAAAACAACAACGUGAAGAGAUCAGCAAGUUGAGGAAGGCCUUCCUCUUCGUAUGUCAGCAGAUCGGCAUCAAUGGGGUUCAAGUAUGGCAGACGGAGAUAGCACAGAUUACUGUAGAAUCACUCAAUUCUGCUUUUGCUGUAAGUUUAUGGGUAUAUUGGCUUGGUUAACCCGUACUAUUCAGAUCGGCUUUUGAUUUUUAUUGUAAAAUUUUAUUAUUGUAGAAGCUGGGAUCCGAGAAGUUGUCAAUGCCACUAAAAACCACUACCUUUGACGCGUUUGUCAUCAAGAUGUUGCAAUCGACCAAUCCCAGGUAAGUCAUACAUAUCUUACUCUUUAUAUACUUAAUAACUUAUAAUAGUUUUAAUUUCUUACUCUGCAGGGCUACGGUAUUCUCGAUGAAGUCGACGGAGUGGUGGAACCAAGCCAAGAACAAGCUCGAGUAUACCACAGUAAUGUUUCUAAUUGCUCACAAAUGGAUCCCCUCCUUCUUAUUGGUUGGGUUGAGAAGGAUAAUACAGAACUUCAUGUCCAUCCACAUCAACGAACUAGGAGCACUGUUAAUGAAGAACCAGAACAUCGUAUCUACUGACAACAACUCUGUCGAUGUCAUCACUAAGUCUCAGGAAUUUGUUCAGUUUUACAAUCAAUGCUUGCCUAUCAUAGUCAAGGUAUGCCAAUAUUAAUAUUAGGUGCCGGCAAAAGUUUUUCCACGAUUUUUGUUUUUAACAAAAUUUAAUAUUUAAAAAAAAGAACAACAACUAAUGAACAAAUAUAUGUACCAUUAUUAUCAACGACCUGUUGCCAUUCCUUCGGCAGCAUUUGGAUUCAACUUCUAUAAAACCUGGUGUUUGAAAAUUGAAAAAGUUAGCCCAACAUCUCUUGAGGUACUCUCGAUUGUUAAAGUGUCUUGCGUUCAGGUGGUUUUGAAGAGAGUGGAACAUAUUAUAAUCUGUAGGCACAACAUCAGUUGAGUACAGUGCAUAUAGCAUCACAGCCCAGCCGAAGCUUUUCAGCUUGUGCUGGGUCAAAUUUGUCACAUAGGCGCGAGCAGUAUCAUGAAUGAAGAAGGUGCGAUUCUGUACACCAUGCAAUGCCGCCGCAACAGAUUUAAUUUGUCUACAGUAGACAUCCACAGGGAUCGUAGUUCCAUGUGGUACCAUUUCCUAGUACACAAUACCUGUUGAGUUCCAGCUAACGCUGAUCAUCCUAUCCAGUGAGUGAAGAUCAGGUUUUGGGGUUGGUGUACCAUUGUUUCUUUCUGGUGUGAUUAACAUACAGUACUCACUUCUCAUCCCCAGUAACCAAAUUGCCAAGCCAUGCAAAGGUCCUUGGGAAAUCAACAAAUAAGUGUAAAUUCCACUUAGCGUUUCAGCUGGUCGCUGUUCAAAUCAUGUGGAACCCCUUGACCAUAUUUCCAUGAUCUUCCGAGGUCGUGAAGUCUAGCUAAUAUGGUAGAAGGAUCACACUGAAGCUCUACAGUCAAAUGAGUACAUGUUUGUCUGGGGUCUUCUUCAAUCAGCUUCAGAAGGUGGGGUUUCUUCAACGCUGAUGGUCUACCAUAUCGAACUUUACAUGUCAAAGUCACCGUUUUGGAACUUGUGGAACCAAACUUUUGUGGUGUCGUAAGAGACAACUGAAGGCCCUACAGCACUGCAUAUUUCCUUCGUCGUUCUUAUUGCGUUGCCGGGAUUGCGGAAUUUGAGAAGCAACACUGCCCAAACAUGGUCAUGUUUCACCUUGAUUUCCUGAACCAUCGUAAACAACAGAAUGCUUGAACAUGCAAUAGUUUUUAGCCUUGGACAACUCUUUAUAUAGGUUAUCAACAGAAACUUCUAGAACUGUCCAUAAGUUUUUGGUAAAUUUUAGAAAAAUAGUGAAAAAACUUUUGCCGGCACCUAAUAUAAUUAGCAGUUUUGUGAAAUCACCCAAAUUGUUAACGUAUUUUACAUUGUUUGUUGUUAUCUUAUAUUAUGUUUACAGAUCGGACAAUACGAAGUUCUAAACGAAGCUCUGGAAGUCUCUAUAAACGAACAUUCCACCUCUGAAGUCAAUCUACUACGAGCCACGGCAAAAACAGCGUUAAAGUAAGCUUGUGGUAUAUGUUUUAUGCCAAUUAAACUAUUAUUGUAACAUAAGUUUUUUAAGAUAAGCUUAUUAAAUUAAUAACAAAACGUUUAGCUACAUCCAACUAAUAGAAUCAAAAGGGAACGCUGACUCUAACGUGAACGACAAGUUUGAAAAAACAUUAGAGAAGGCAGGCCUCCUGGAUUACAGUAACCUUGUCACCCCUUUACCUCCAUACAGUAAACAUUCCAACGCGAUCUUAGUGUUCUGCUUACUGUCACACUGUUUAUCGACUAAUGGUAAGUUGCUAUCGCGUUUGAUGGCUGAUUUUUUGUAGAAUUGAUUAUACUGCUACGCAAAAGUUUUUUUAUAUAAAAAAGAACAUGGUUUAAAACGUUUUACACUGUAUUACUAUAGUAUUAAACAUAAUAUUUAACUUUCAGUAAUUACCAGCAAAAAAUCGGAGUUUGUGGACUCUCAUGCAUCAGUUAAAGGUAUUGAAAAGGUUGUCUUGGCAUUCGAAUUGAACCACCAAUUCAGCAGUGUUCUGCCAGCUAUGUGUGGGGAAAGUGCUGGCUUUAUGGUGGCUAAAAAACUGUGCCUAGACAACAUUAUAUACCCCUACAAGAACGUAAGGACUGCAAUGUUUUUCAAUUUGCAAUAAAAUUAACGUAAAACAAACAUCCAACAUUUACACUAAAUUUUCAAAAUUAAAAAAACCAAAAGCUAAAACAACUUGAAAAAUAUUAUUUUAGACACCAGAACCCUUCCUCAGAUGA